CUCGGCCGUGUCGCGCCGCCAUACGGAGUGCAGGCCGAGCCCGCGCCAUGGCCGCACAGGUGCAGACUCUGCCACCACCACACCGCGCCGCCGGCCCGGCCCCCGAGCACAGCGAGCCCCAGGCCGCCAGCAAACGUCUCAUGGCGGCUCCGCCCCCCAAGGUCAAUCCGUGGAGUAAGCCGGCGCUUGCCGUCGAGCUGGGAACUCCGAGUCCUGGGCCUGCCGCAGAGCCUGGGCCCGAGGCCCGGCCUGAGCCGCCGGUACAGGCCGGAGACGGCGCUGAGGAGUCGAAAGUCGCCAGCGGCCGCAGGAAGGAAUUUAUCGAGGCUCCGCCGCCCAAGGUGAACCCGUGGACCCGAAGAGUGAGUGGGAGCGGCGCGGAUGCCGAUCCAGAAAUGCCAGCACCGGCCAGAGUCGUCAAAGCAGGAAACCCAAGACCAAAGAAAGGAACCAAGGUCAGUGAUUUUGGUGACACCACAAACUGGCCGACUCCUGGUGAAAUCGUCAAUAACAAGACAUGGGAACCAGCGAUCACCCCUGAGCAGUCACAAAACAGUAAAGUGCAGCACAACAAAAAGCCACUCACACGAAAGGAGCGGUCUGAGAAAUGUGACAAUAGUGAAUGCAAAGAGAACCAGCGAACCAAGUCAGAUGAAUCACCAGAGGAGAGAAGUGCUGAUGAGGAUUCUCAAAAAUCUGCACAGAAGAGGAAAGGGUACAAACAAAAAUGGGUCCCACUCCAAUUGGAUGUAAAAUCAGAGGGAACACAGGAGAAAGCAGUAACCCGAACCAACCUGCGUCCUCAGAAUGAGCCUCUGCGUCCACCAGUCAACAAUAGGAGUGACUCCAAAGGUUACCAUCGUGAGGAGAAGUACGACAUGAGGGAUUGGCGGGAAGACCGUGAUGAGAUUUCCAGCGUCAAAAGCGAGGGUGGAACAAUCCGAGGAGGCUACAGGGGACGAGGGCGAGGUCGAGGCCGGGGGAGGGGUCGUGGCAGAGGUGCUUCCCGCUCUCACUUUGACUACCAUUACACUUACAAUGCAAAUGCAGAUGGAAAUGAUGGAUUGUACAGGCCAAAAUAUGGUGGUGAUAUCAUCUAUUACUAUGACAAUCAGAGCAGUGCGGAGCUGUACACUAUGGACAAAAAGUUGCUCAAAGACUACAUCAAGAAACAGAUUGAGUACUACUUCAGCUUGGACAACCUGGAACGAGACUUUUUUCUCAGACGAAAGAUGGAUGCUGAUGGUUUCCUGCCAGUCUCAUUAAUAGGAGGUUUUCAUCGAGUCCAGGCAUUAACCACAGAUAUCAACCUUAUCUUGGAGGCUCUGAAGGACAGCACCGAGGUAGAAGUGGUGGAUAAAAAAAUACGAAAGAAGGAAAAUCCAGAGAAAUGGCCUCUGCCGGAGACAGACUUCACACGACUACUCAAUUGUCCCGAAUUCAUUCCUGGGCAGACCUACAAAAAGCAGACAGAGUCAGCUCCAGGUUCUCCUCAGGCGGGCAGUGCUGUGAAUUCAAAGACUGAAGAACCCAGUAAUCUGAAGACUUUGCCUAAGGGACUUUCCACAAGCCUUCCAGACCUAGACUCUGACACGUGGAUUGAAGUGAAGAAACGGCAUCGGCCAGCUCCCACAAAACCAAAGAAGUCUGAGGAACCCAAAUCACAGAUAUGUUCGAAGCCAGACCAAGAGGAACAGGAGGAACUUGAUUUCAUGUUUGAUGAGGAGAUGGAACAGAUGGCAGGUCGCAAGAACACUUUCACCGACUGGUCAGAUGAAGAUUCGGACUGUGAGAUUGAUGAUCGUGAUGUAAACAAGAUUCUGAUUGUGACGCAGACCCCUCCGUACCUGAGAAAACAUCCUGGUGGGGACAGGACAGGCAAUCAUGUCUCCAGGGCAAAGCUAACUUCUGAGUUUGGCAAAGUCAUCAAUGAUGGUCUCUACUAUUACGAACAGGAUCUGUGGAAAGAAGAUUAUGAACCAGAAUAUGCAACAAUAAAGCAAGAAGUGGAAAACUUCCGUAAGCUGCAUAUGAUCAGCCGUGAGGAGUUUAACACAUUGGCUCCUGAACCGCCUGUUGAUCGUAACCAGGAGGUUCCACCUGGUCCUCCUCGGCCACAGCAGGUACCUACAGAUGCACUGGCCAACAAGUUGUUUGGUGCUGCUGAACCUCCGAUAUCUUGUGUGGCACGAUCUCUGCCAACAACAGUGCCAGAAUCCCCAAGCUACCGGGGUGCACGGACCCCUCGUACACCUCGCACGCCUAGGUUAAAGGAUCCAAGUCAAGCUCCCAGGUUUUAUCCUGUAGUGAAAGAAGGGAGGCCGUUGGAUGCGAAGAUGCCCCGCAAACGCAAGACGAGGCACAGCUCAAACCCCCCUCUGGAGAGCCAUGUGGGGUGGGUGAUGGACUCAAGAGAGCAUAGACCGAGGGCAUCCUCCUUCAGUUCAAAUGCCAGUCCUUCUGAAGGAAUUCCAGUGGCUGGUAAUUAUGGUUGCACGCCACAAUCUCUUCCCAAGUUCCAGCACCCCUCCCAUGAGUUAUUGAAGGAGAAUGGAUUCACACAGCAUGUUUAUCACAAGUUUCGCAGGAGAUGUCUAAAUGAGAGAAAGAGAUUGGGAAUAGGACAGUCUCAGGAAAUGAACACCCUUUUCCGAUUCUGGUCCUUCUUCCUGAGAGAUCACUUCAACAGGAAGAUGUAUGAAGAAUUCAAGCAGCUGUCAAUAGAGGAUGGGGAUGAAGGUUACAGGUAUGGGCUAGAGUGCCUUUUCAGAUAUUACAGCUAUGGCCUUGAGAGGAAAUUUAGACCGGAGAUAUUCAAGGAUUUCCAGCAAGAAACCAUUGUGGAUUAUGAAGCAGGACAGCUGUAUGGAUUAGAGAAAUUCUGGGCCUAUCUAAAGUAUUCAAAAGCUAAGAAUCUGGAUAUCGACCCAAAACUUCAGGAAUACCUCAGCAAAUUUAAACGCUUAGAAGAUUUCCGGGUGGAUCCUCCAAUUGGCGAUGAUGUUGGCCGCAAACGACAGUCACUGGCAGGUGAAGAAAAACGCCGGCUCCCAUCCGUGUCUUCCAGUAAAAUGUGUGGUUCUGCCAGUGAUGCUGAGAAUGGGUCGCUAUUUCCCCCUCAAAGCAUGAACGAAGGAACCAAUUCAACUCUGAUCCCAGAAGGGGCUUCGGCAGGACUCGUGCAAGUGAGAGCCACAGGCAAAUAGAGAGUGGACUCUGCCUCUAACCCUGGAUCUUUAUUUGUACUUUGGUAUUGUCACCUCAAUGAGCUACAGAAAAACUGGGCUGGAUAUCAGACAUUCUUCAACGCUGGGCAGUGGCCAUUGCAGCAACUGCAGGAAGAUUUAUAUUCUAUGCUGGUUUCACAGCCUUCACCCAUAUGAAUGAAUGUUGCAUGAGAACAAUUGGUCUGAAAUAUAAUUCAUCUGCUUGAUUUGGGAGUCGACAAUACAGCUUCACUCAGAUAUCCAAAAAAAAAUCCGAACCCCUCCCUAGUGGAGAAUGGGAUUAAAGAGAUGCCUUAUUAUUGCCUGCUCCUGUUUGUGAGCAGCACAUAGUUAAAUUCUGCUCGCUCAGCUAAUGACUCUCCUGUUGGUCUGCUAAUGUUGAUAAAAUUAUCCGUUCCUUACCCUGGAUUUUGAAUUGUUGAGGUUUUUGUUAGUGCCCCAAUUUAAAGUUGCCGCAGGCGGACGGAAUAGGAAUGGUGAUGUCAAAUACAGAUGCUCUUGCACCACAGGUACUUUGUGUCAGGCCAGAUCCCCAUGGUGGACUGAACUUCAAUAGCCUGACGGCCGCAGAUACUGACGUUAGAAAAUAGCCCAGUGACCCAUGUCAAGCUUUCCAUCAGGGUCACUGCUAAAUUGUCUUUGGCCACCAUUCUUAUCCUGUUACCAUCUAGUUGUCUCUUUCACUUUGCCAUACCCAAGCCAGCACCUUGAAAAAUUGAACUAUCUGAUUUCUUCGGCAUUGAUGAAUCUGUCUGCUUGAAGUAGUAUUGCUGAAAUUAUACUGGGUGACAUCAUUCACGACUGUCAUGUGUUCUGUAGGGAUGUCACAGUGUCGUUUAUUUUGAUGUCCUGGUAAAGUAGUGACCUGAAGUCGCAUCUAGAUUGUUGUCCUGGAAUCACAGCCUUUGCUAGGAGCCAAAGUGUCACCGUGUUAAUCAUUAUCAUCAUCACUUUAGUUUUGGGCUGUGGUUCGAGUAAAUGGAAAAAAAACUGAGCCUUUCGGGUUUGCUGUGUGCUACUUUAAUGCUGUUGAUACGUCGUGCUUGCUGUGCAUGUAUCUCAUGGGUAGCAGGAGUAGGCUCUGCAGAAUGAGCUGGUGAUGAGAAAACCUAUUAGCUUAGGCUUUCCAACUAGCUCUACGCCGGGUUCAUCUGUCCUCUGAGGAACCGUUGGCACGAUUGAUCCCUCUGUCCCCGAGGGUUGGGUGACACUUGUGAUGAGAUUUCAUCUUCUUUGCUCUCUUUCAGUGCAUUUAGAUGUCCCAUUCUUGUACCUUAUUACUUUUCAUGCUUUUUUUUCUUCCCUUUUGUAUCUCCCUGUCCAUCAGUUUAUCUCGUGCCCAUCCCCUGCCCCUCACACACGCCAAUGACAUGUCUCUUCUCUCAUGCAUGUGUGUCAGUGUCUUAAGUGCACAAACACACCGCCCAUUUGUUUUUCUAUCGUGCAUGUGUGCCCUCUGAACGUCAUGCACAUACCCACCCCUCUGCCCUUCCAUCUCCCAGCAAAAUUGUCUAAGUUAUUUAGGAUCUUCUUGCUGUAUGGGAAUUGUAUCUCCACGUGAAUGGACCAUGCACUAAUGUAGAAUGUGGCAGGUGUCACUGAAUAUAACCUUCGUCUUCCUCUUUCCUCAGUGCCGAACUCACUGAAGGGCUAAACUCCUGAAACCAAAGGUUUGAUCCAUGCUGUUGAAUGUUUUUGAUGUUAGUUCUUAUAGAAGACAUGGGAGAAGAACUGCUGACCAUUGUAAGGAGUGUGGGAUAAAAUAUUAGUCCUGGGUAACUUUCCCUCUUCCCAGGGCUGUAAUGCUUUUCAAGAGGAUGUGUCUAAUUGAACCUCGCCACAAUUAGGUAUGUCCUAAAAACAUCCGAUGUGUUUAGGGUCUUCUAGACUGCAAACACUUGAGGACGGCUGCCUGAUGGUGUUCGCAAAGUUGAUUAAAACCUGACACUAGUUCUGUGACUUUGAGAACUCAUUGUUUACAUUUACAUGUUCAGUCAUCCCAUAAUCUUCCAGGAUUCCUGUAAGCGACUGCCUGGAUUGUCAGGACUGAGAUCACUCACAGGACAUUGGUUUCCUCUCCUUAACCAGAAUGUUCAUGUCGAACAGACUGAUUUAUUUGCAACUAAGAGGCUCAAUUAUUGGUGUAAUUCAGGUGGAGAUUCCUGAAUGUGCAACCAGUUGUGUAAUGUGAAGCUGCUGUUUAUUUAAUGAAUUUCUUUGAAAUG
This is a messenger RNA of Hypanus sabinus (Atlantic stingray), 5452 nucleotides long. RefSeq names its product La ribonucleoprotein 1, translational regulator (gene larp1). The transcript has 20 exons. The record is from RefSeq and is a predicted model, not a curated record. Gene Ontology annotation, biological process: positive regulation of translation; mRNA stabilization. Gene Ontology annotation, molecular function: RNA cap binding. Gene Ontology annotation, cellular component: cytoplasmic stress granule; cytosol. The coding region runs from base 48 to 3206 and encodes 1052 amino acids. Lineage: Eukaryota; Metazoa; Chordata; Chondrichthyes; Myliobatiformes; Dasyatidae.